CGGUUGGGCGGCGAGUGGUAGCUGCCGGCGCAGGCGAAUAAGGGCCGCAGAGUCUCUCCUGCAGCGGCUGUGAGCAACGGUGUGCAAACCGGGAGAAUCGGAUAUUGGGUCAAACUGCUGAAAAAUGGCAUCGGAUCCUGGUUACGGUCAGCCGGUUGCACAGCAACAAAGCUAUCCAUCUUACGGAGCGCCACCAUCCCAAGGCUACCAGACCACCCAGAGUUAUGGCCAGGGUAGCGAUGGAUCGGCUUCAUAUGGCCAAAGCUAUGGGGGUUAUGGAUCAACCUACGGACAGUCGCAGCCUGCUGGAAGUUAUGGGCAGGCUACGCCGAGCUACUCUUCGGGUGCUUAUGGACAGCAGCCAGCAGGUGACAGCUCAGAGACAUCUGGAGGGUAUGGAGGAAAGUCUUCGUAUGGACAUCAGCAGGGUGGCUAUGGGCGGAGGAAUCCUGAAGAUGAUGGGGGCCAGUCCGAAGGGUACAGAGGCAGAGGUGGAUAUGACAGGGAAGGAAGAGGACCCUUCUCUGGGAUGGGAGGUGGUGACCGUGGUGGCUUCAAAAAUUUCGGUGGCCCCAAAGAUUAUGGCCAGAAAGAAGCAGGUGGUGAACAGGACAACUCGGACAACAACACCAUCUUUGUCCAGGGGCUGGCUGAAGACACUUCCACGGACGAGGUGGCGAACUUCUUCAAACAGAUUGGCAUAAUUAAGGUGAACAAGAAGACUGGCCAGCCUAUGAUUAAUUUAUACACUGACAAAGCAACGGGAAAGUUGAAAGGAGAAGCCACAGUCUCCUUUGAUGAUCCCCCUUCUGCAAAAGCAGCCAUUGACUGGUUUGAUGGGAAGGACUUCAAUGGCCGGACCAUCAAGGUGUCCUUCGCCACGAGGCGGCCUGAGUUCCUGCAGCGGGGAAGCAGAGGACGAGGCUCCAGGGGCUAUGGAGGCCGGGGGGGUUACGGCGGAGGUCCCGGUGCAGACAUGAAGGGGGGAGACUGGCUGUGCCCCAACCCCUCCUGUGGCAACAUGAACUUCGCCAGGAGGAUGGAGUGUAAUCAGUGUGGCACGCCGAAGCCAGGGGAUGCUUCUGGAGAUCGUGGCGGCGGGAGAGGUGGGUUCAGAGGUCGCGGUGGAUUCCGUGGGGGAGACCGUGGAGGAGAUCGGGGGGGCUACGGGUGGAAAAUGGGUGGAAGAGGUGAGCAGAGAGGAGACAGACGAGAGCGACCCUACUGAAGGUGGCUGGGAAUCGAAGCUGUGGUGCGGGGAAGGAUUUGCAUUCCCAGUGUGGAUGUUCACAAAUGGGCCAUGUGUUGCUUGCAUCUAAGCCGUCUCGUAGCACAGACUUUGUGCAACUACUGUGAAAGACAUUUUGGGGGGGUCAGUAAACUGUAUGUGAUAAUUCUCGCAGGUUAAGGGGUGCAGGGCGAGGCAGAGCUGUAAAAUACUGUAUUGCCAAACUACAUAUCGUUUUGUAUUUCUGAAUAAAGCGUUUUACUUCAGAUUGUUUGCAGCUGAUAUUAAACUGAAAAUCAUUCUGCUCUUUCA
This is a messenger RNA of Lepisosteus oculatus (spotted gar), 1540 nucleotides long. RefSeq names its product TAF15 RNA polymerase II, TATA box binding protein (TBP)-associated factor (gene taf15). Lineage: Eukaryota; Metazoa; Chordata; Actinopteri; Semionotiformes; Lepisosteidae. Gene Ontology annotation, biological process: regulation of DNA-templated transcription. Gene Ontology annotation, cellular component: nucleus. Gene Ontology annotation, molecular function: transcription coregulator activity; RNA binding. The record is from RefSeq and is a predicted model, not a curated record.